ACUGAUGAUGGUUUUGUAUGUGCAUGGGGAGUAUGCUAGAUUGCUCGUACUAUUGACAGUCAUUUUCACGAACAAAUCGUGUGCAGGGCGCCUCUGCCUCACAGUUUGCUGUUGGGCGCUUGUACUGCAUUUCACUUUCAGUCUUCAGACAGCUCAGGGCCUCAGGCUCUUUCGUACUCUUUCGUCCAACUUCAUAUAGUAUAUUGCACGGGCUCACAACAGGCUUCCUGUCUGCUGUGUUUUCGUGUUCUAUUCCUCCAUGUUGCGAAAUGUCAGUCCAUCGCUUUCUGCGGCCCAACGUUGUCUUCGAACUCCAUCUUCACGUUUGACCUCUCGCCUCUUUGUGACUGCAGUCGAGGCAUCGUCUUCCACAUCGUCUUCCACAUCGUCUUCCACAACAACGAUUCACUCAGAUGCACCGCGUACCAAUACAGGUGGAUAUGUCUCAAAGAACCGAGCUGGCGCACAAAGAUCUCAAAAACGCCAUUCUCCUCUCGCUGACGGUCAAAAGCCUUUACUGCGACCCUAUGUUCUCUCUCAGAGGCUCCGAAAGUUGGUGGAAGCAGGAAAUAUUGAAGAGGCGGUAGAAAUGCUCAAAACAAGUCCACAAGAUGCCCAAACUGUAGCGGUUUGGAACACUAUGGUGCAUCUUCUGCUUCGGGAGCGUAAAUAUCAAGCUUCAUACCAGCUUUACAUUGAUAUGAAACGUCGUGGGUUUCAUCCGAAUAGCAGAAGCUACACCACCAUAUUCACUGGCCUAUCAUCUAUCGAAAAUUGGGACACUCAUUCCAAACAGCUUGCCAAUGCUCACAACAUCUAUGAACAUUACUUGCAGUAUAUUGAAACGCUCCGAAAAGCGGACUCGAAUCACGCUGAUAUCAACAUUACCCCCAUCAAUGCGUACAUGACCGUUCUAGCAAGAGCCCGUUGCUAUCAAAAGAUGUUCGACGUUUACAACUCCUUAGAGUCCAGGGGCCGUUUGGCUCCGGAUCGUGUCACGUAUAGCAUCAUUUUCUCUGGUUUGUUGCAUAGAGGGCAAGACGACAUAGACAGCAAAAUACCCGUCGACAUACAGAAUGCCUCAGAUACAAGGCUAUUGUGGAAGCAGAUGCUAAAAUCUGCAGAAAGAUCUCCCGAAUUCACUAUCGACUCGUAUGUUGUCGCUCCCGUCAUUCGCAUACUCGUCAAGGGUAGCCCAAGCGAUCAACUGUUCGCCUUCGAUAUCAUACGAGAUUACUUUGGCUUGUCCAAACCCGGCGAUCCACCCGUGGAACCCAAGUUGCCACUCGAUCCUCGUAUGCUCACAAUUGCUUUGGAAGCUUGCAACGCAGCACGCAAGUUCCGGUUAACCGUAUACUGGGGGCAGCAAAUAACGGAUAAACAGCUUAAAAACAACGAGGAAACUAUACUCCGUGCGAAGCAUAUAGAGCAUAUGAUCUUUGCGUACGCUUCUAUGGCCGCCAUGGGGUCCAUGAACGAAUCACAACAAGCUUUGGACAUUUUGCAAUGGGCGAUCACUCAAUCGGCUUUGCACGACAUGCCAGAACUUCGGCCGGCCGAGUUCGCAUACCAUUGGGCCAUGGCCGCUUGUUGGCGCUGCGCAGAUUGGAAUGCUGCCACGCGAGUCUUCGAACUCAUGACAGGUUAUCAUGCAGCCGACUUCAUGGACGGAAUGGAACGGCAUAUAAAGCAGGAACAGCGGUCGAAAGGGUUGAACAUCAUUCCACAUAGCCAAACCCUCUCCCUAUUAGCUCGGACAGCGCAUGCAACACAAGAUCGUGCUAUCAUGCGUCAAUGUCUACGCAUCUUGACGCGGUUUGGUGCAGACCACCUCUUCGUCAAUGGGGUAGGCUGGCCACAGUAUAGCGAGUUCUACAGGAGGAAAAGUGCGGAGUCUGCUAUUCGACUAGUCGAUGCAGUGAUGCGCAAGGGCAAGCCGGCUCCGGAGAUUCGGCCGGGUGAGGCUGUCAGAUGGUUGGCGUUGAAGGGGAGGGCAAGGGAGGUGCUACAGCAAACUUCCGGGUCGAAAUUGCCCAUGCCUGAUUUAGAAGAAUCGCUACUAGGUACUGAACGUGAUUUAGCCAAGACGGAAGAGCAAGUCAACCUCAAAUACGCUGCCCGGACUUCAGCUCCCAAGCUUCAUUAGGAUGCUUUAUGUUGUGAUACCUCUACCAUACAUUGUCCUGCUUACUCUUGGCUGAGUAUAAUGCAAUGACGCAUCACGCUUUAG
Somion occarium is the source of this 2230-nucleotide messenger RNA. The record is from the annotation of a GenBank genome assembly. NCBI's taxonomy places the organism in Eukaryota, Fungi, Basidiomycota, Agaricomycetes, Polyporales, Cerrenaceae.